Molecule: messenger RNA, 1497 nt
Organism: Punctularia strigosozonata HHB-11173 SS5
Lineage: Eukaryota; Fungi; Basidiomycota; Agaricomycetes; Corticiales; Punctulariaceae
Exons: 2
Coding region: 1-1497 (498 amino acids)
Biological process (GO): calcium ion import across plasma membrane
Molecular function (GO): protein binding; calcium channel activity
Source: RefSeq, a predicted model, not a curated record
AUGCUCCCGCACGGCCUGCUUUGGUUGCUCCUUGCAUCCCUUACACCCGCACAAGCCCAGAAUGUGCUCAACCUCGGCGCCGUCUCCGACUUUUCUGGCGCCAACCUCACAUCCACUCCGACAUUCUCCUUCCCUGCGUCAUCACAGCUCUCAGUGUCGGUCGCCCUGUGCUCGAACGCUUCAGACCCUCCGAGGUUCUUUAUCACUAACAACACUGCGCUCGAUGGCCCAACGGUAGCGUCAGGAAGCGGUAGCAAUAUAUGGGAGAUCACGCUGAAGGAUGGGUAUGGGAAUUGGACAGGGCCAGCCCUGGAUGGUGGGAUGAUAGCGGGAAAUAACCUAGGCGAUUUGCGAUUCCAGAUAGCUCUGUCCAGGGAUGGACCCGCUCACGAACAUCUGACCACGUUACCCUACUUCGGUGACACGACCUCUAACGAAGCCCUGCUGUUCUCUCCGCCCUGGGAUCCUCCAUCUCUAUACCAACCAUCCUUCCCCAACUAUACCCUACCACCAGCCAAUCUCUCCUUUCCGGACCCAUCAUUCGUCACGCAGCAAAACAACUCCCUCUUCGUCUUCGAAACCUCCUCUUUUCUGCCCACCAAUACUCCCCUGACCGCUUGCGCGGUACAGUCUCAGACAUCUGUGGGCCAACAACAAACGCCGACCACCUGGCUCCGCGACGCCAAUGGAUGGAGGUCGGAAUGGGUCCUCUCCGGCCUGGAGCCGUUGAAGAACUACACCGCCUUCGUCGUUGUCAACAACACCAAGCUCAGCGGACCCAUCAACUUUGUUACCAAGUCCGGUACGCUCCAUCCGUACCCCAUCUUUGAAUUCCCCUUCACGUCUCCCACAGCUCGUUUCUCGUGCCCCCUGGUGCAUGACCUGCCCUAUUGCCCAGGCGUCUCCUGGGCCGUUCCAAUCGCACAACCUACAUUUCCCAACCUCGCGCACGACGCACACACCCUCCCGUCUUCUAUAUCCUCUCCGCUCCUGCAAUACCUUACGAACUUCACCACGACGCUCACCACCACCGCCUGCGGGCGUGACAUCUAUUCGCCCCGGCAGACGUGUGCCGAUUGCCAACGUGCGUACCGGUCUUGGCUCUGCACGGUCGCCUUCCCGCGGUGCUCAGAAAGCGCACCUUCUUCCUCUUCCUCUUCCUCGUCUCAACAAUCUCAAAUCCAAGGGCAAGGGCAACAGCAGCAGCAACCCCUUUCCGCCCUGGUCCCCGUCUCCACCUCCUCGCCACGGCGCAACCCGCUCGUGCCCCAGUUCGGGACGAGCUACCAGCAGCUGCUGCCCUGCCUCGAGACGUGCAACGCCGCGGACCGCGCGUGCCCGACCUUCCUCGGAUUCAAGUGUCCCACGAAGCGGUUCAACGCGAACGAGAGCUACGGGGUCGGGUAUAUCGAUAGCGGGGAGGAGGGCGAGCAAGGCGGCGGCAUGACCGGCGCUGCGCAGGAUCGAUGGGGCAAUGUGUGGUGUAAUGCGGGAUAG